AUGAGGUACUAUACAGAAAAAAGUGUUGAUCUCCAAUCCACUGGUGAGAGGAAAUUCUUGCGAUCAGAAAGGGUAGACCAAGCUACGGAGGACAUUAGGUCGAUUCAUCAAAGGUUACAGACCUCUAUAGAUCGCCAACAUAAUUAUGUUGAUCGUCGACGGAGACCUUUAGAAUUUGAAGUUGGCGACAAGGUACUGUUAAAGAUAGCUCCACUGAGACGAGAUAUGAGGUUCGGGAAAAAGGGCAAGUUGAACCCUAGGUACAUAGGACUGUUUGAGGUUCUGGAACGCAUUGGGAAGGCAGCUUAUCGGCUAGCCCUUCCGUCUGCGUUCUCUAGAGUUCAUGAUGUAUUCCAUGUGUCAAACUUAAGGAAGUACGUGAAUGACCCCACUCAUGUGUUAAGUUACGAUGAACUUAGUAUAGAUCCUCAACUAAGCUAUGAGGAAAAAUCGGUCCCAAUUCUGGAUCAGAAAGACAAGGUGUUAAGGAACUAG
Messenger RNA from Humulus lupulus (European hop), 495 nucleotides. RefSeq lists its product as uncharacterized. NCBI's taxonomy places the organism in Eukaryota, Viridiplantae, Streptophyta, Magnoliopsida, Rosales, Cannabaceae. The coding region runs from base 1 to 495 and encodes 164 amino acids. The record is from RefSeq and is a predicted model, not a curated record. The transcript has a single exon.